AUGGCUCCCGGGAGCUUGGCCUCCAGUGACACCUUGAUCUCCUCGGCCUCGCUGACCUCCAUGACCUCCACCUCCGGGUGGUCUGGGGCUCUAAAGCCAGGCCCGCGCCAGCAUGCCGUCCCACCACCACGCCGCAACCCCCCCAUGCUGCGCAUGGUGCUGGAGGCGCUGCAGGCGGGCGAGCAGCGCCAGGGCACCUCGGUGAUGGCCAUCAAGGUGUACAUCCUGCAGAAGUACCCUACGGUGGACGCCAUCCGGCUCAAGUACCUGCUGAAGCGGGCCCUGGACACCGGCAUGCAGCGCGGCCUCCUCAUCAGGCCCGUCAACUCCAGGGCCAGGGGGGCCACUGGCAGCUUCAAAUUAGUUCCCAAGCAAAAAAAAAAAAUCAAGCCCAGAAAGACAGCCACCGUGUCGGCCCCCCGGAGACCUAGGGAGGCCAAGGAGGAGGCCCCCAAGAAAGAUGGCCAGACCAAGGGCGAAGAGGCAAGAGGGGGCAAGGCCAGGAAGGCCCCCCAACAGGCAGACAAGGCCACAAAGGCCCCUCCUGGUGCCAGCGGGCCCCAUGGGAAGUUAAAGGUCAAAGGCAAAAAGGACAGCUCAGCAGACGCCAAGGCCCCCAGGAACGCCAAAGCUGGGACUCAGACUUCUAAACCCACCGUCCCCAAGAGUGAAAGCGGUGUGACUUCCCCAGCCAAAAAGAAGACGGGGAACAAGGUCCUUAAAGAGGCCACUGCCCAGGGUGCCAGGAAAGGGUCGAAAGCCAAAGCUGCGGCUGCUCCUAAGGACAGCGAGUCCAAGGUGGUGCCUGGGCCACUGAAGAGGAAGACGGAGGUCCCCAGGGGCCCCAGAAGGCCUGGCAUGCCUACCACGGCCUCCUCAUCCCAAGAGACCAGUGUGAAGGCAGAGGCCAAGAGCUAGAGGCGGGGUGGAGAGACACUAAGACUCAGAGUUUUUAUUCCCCCAAAAAACAUCACUUUAUUUUACUGUAACCUAUUUAUCAAUAAAGAA
Messenger RNA from Eptesicus fuscus (big brown bat), 1008 nucleotides. Its product is annotated as histone H1.8. Gene Ontology annotation, biological process: nucleosome assembly. The transcript has 5 exons. Bases 1 to 918 code for a protein of 305 amino acids. Lineage: Eukaryota; Metazoa; Chordata; Mammalia; Chiroptera; Vespertilionidae. Gene Ontology annotation, molecular function: DNA binding. The record is from RefSeq and is a predicted model, not a curated record. Gene Ontology annotation, cellular component: nucleosome.